CUGCAGUUUUCUUAUUCCUUGUGCUGUUUAUUAAUCUUGCUUUUCCCCCCGCUACAUCCGGAUUUCUUAAUCCAUAAUAGAUCUGUUUGAUAUCAAAGUUUUGCAAGUUAGUUGCUUUGAACUGGCAUGUGGAAUCUUUCUGUCUUUUUCCAUGGUUGAUUGGACUUGCGGUUGGUUUCUUUUACAAAUGAAUAUACACAGCUCAGUGUGUUUGCUUUGAUCUAUUAUGGUUGUAUCAUCUUCGAAAAGGAAUUGCAAAGAUGCUUGAAUUUCAAGAUUCAUGGUUAGGCUUUAUCAAAUUUUUAUUAACUUUUAUCCGUUUCAAAAUGAAUGUUUGAUGUUUGAUUGAUCGUUAAAUAAUUGAGUGGAAAUAUGGUUGACAAUGAAAAGGGAUUUUCCGGGUAUAAAAUAUACAUUUUUUUCUUAUUUAAAGUCAAUAUAUCGUGGAAUUUGUCUUUUGUUGAUUCGUGAUGAUUUGGUGCUUUCCUAGGAUGAUGAAGUAUCAAAAUUUUUCUUUGUGGAUUAUCAGCCCAGUAAUUAUACUGUAAAUUGAAGUGAAAAUUUAUGAUAGUUAAGGGGAGUCCUAAAAGUUGGUUAGGAUUAUAGCCGUUGGAGAGUUAUGUGACCCGCGCCUAUAUAUAUGUGCAGACUUAUUGAAUCCGUGUAGCCUGUGGUCUUUUGAAUCAAUGCAGUGAAUUGUUCUGUUCUCUAGUUCUCUCUUCUCCUCUGUUCUCCUCUCUUUCUGGUCCCGAUUGCAUACCUACAACAAUGACCCCUGUGUUGCUUCCAUGCUAUGUGCGUAGUUUGUACUUAAAGACUCACCGGUUCAUGGUGCCAUAUAAGGUCGUUGCCAUAAGAACUAGUGUGAUGGGCAAACUUCUACCUUUAUACUCAUUCUUAUUUACCAUGAUCGUUGCUUGAUGGUUAUCUUGUGUGACUUUAUAUAUACUUACAAGAUAUAUUUAUAUGAAUUUUGUCCUAAAUCUUGUAUUGAUGCAUAUUAUAUUUUUUUUUUCUGCAGGUUCAAUUAUUAUGAAGUUCGUGUUUUCAUUUCUGCAACUUCAGCUGUCUUAUCAAGUGUGAUUAACUUAUCUUCUGGUUUUAAAUCAAAUUUGAAGAAUGAUUCUUUCUGCUCUUUUAACUUCUGUCGGAAUCAACCUUGGGCUCUGCUUUUUAUUUUUCACCCUGUACUCUAUAUUGAGGAAGCAGCCUGGUAAUAUCACCGUUUAUGCACCUCGCUUGGUAACUGAAGGAAAAUUUCAGCAGGGAGAUCAUUUUAGCUUGGAACAACUAUUACCGACUGCUAGCUGGGUGAAAAAAGCAUGGCAGCCCUCUGAAGAGGAAUUGAUAUCAAAAUCUGGUUUAGAUGGUUUUAUCUUCAUGCGCAUGUUUAUAUUUAGUCUCAGAGUAGUUUCUGUUGGUGGAAUUGUUGGGAUCUUCAUUCUUCUUCCGAUCAAUUAUAUGGGGAGUCAGCUUAAUGAUCAUUCUGACUUUCAAAACAAGUCUUUGGACUCAUUCAGUAUUUCUAAUGUCAACAAUGGCUCAAACAGGUUAUGGGUUCAUUUUUGUGCUGCAUAUGUUUUUACGGGAGUUGUCUGCUAUCUUCUUUAUUAUGAGUAUGGCUAUAUUACAUCAAAAAGAAUUGCUCGCUUUUUUUCAUCUGAACCCCUGCCUCAUCAAUUUACCAUAUUAGUCCGUGGUAUUCCUGUUCCACCGGGAUGCACCUGCAAUGAAACUGUUGAGCGGUUUUUCAAGGAGUAUCAUCCUUCUACUUAUCUUUCACAUUCUGUAAUUCGGCAAAGCAAUAAACUUCAAAGUCUUAUUAAUGAUGCAGAGAAACUGUACAAGAAGUUUACAGUAAUAAAGGAUAAAAGUGAAGUUGCUCAAAGGCAAAGGCGUGAUGGUUGUUUGGGACUUUUUUGGCAAAAAGUUGAUCGUUUAGAUCAUUAUGAGAGGAGACUGCUGGACAUAGAAGAUAAUUUGAGAAUGGAACAGUCUUCACUAUCAGGAAAGGAAGUUCCAGCUGCCUUUGUCUCAUUUAAGUCAAGAUUUGGAGCUACAAUAGCUUUGAACAUUCAAGAAGGUAUCGAUCCCACAAAAUGGAUUACUGAGAAAGCUCCUGAUCCCCACGAUGUGCAUUGGCCUUUCUUUUCUGAGUCAUUCAUAAAAAGAUGGGUUGGGAAGCUCGUGGCUGUUGUUGCCUGUGCUGCUCUUACAAUUCUGUUUUUCAUCCCUGUGGCAAUAGCACAAGGUCUUACCAAUCUGGAGCAGUUGGAAACCUGGUUCCCUUUUCUUAAAAGCAUACUAAGAAUGGCAGUUGUGAGCCAAGUUAUAACAGGAUAUCUUCCCAGUCUGAUUCUGCAAUUGUUUCUAUCUGCUGUGCCACCUAUUAUGAUUAUGCUUUCAUCCUUGCAAGGAUACAUCUCAUGGAGUCAGAUACAGAAAAGUGCAUGUACCAAAGUAUUAUGGUUUACCAUAUGGAACAUAUUCUUUGCAAAUGUGCUCUCAGGGUCUGCUCUCUAUCGGGUUAAUGUCUUUCUAGAGCCAAAAAAAAUUCCCACACUACUGGCUGAAGCUGUACCUGCACAGGCAUCAUUCUUCAUAGCAUAUGUUGUGACAUCCGGAUGGACCAAUGUAGCAUCAGAACUCUUUCAGUUGCUUCGAUUUCUUUGUAAUUUGAAAAGUAGAAUUUGUUCUGGGAACCGUGUUGAUGAUUUUGAAGCCCCUUCAAUCCCCUAUCACAGUGAAAUUCCGGGGAUUCUUUUAUUUGUUCUUCUUGGCAUCACAUACUUCUUCCUUGCUCCAUUAAUACUGCCCUUCCUCUUGGUCUACUUUUGUAUGGGAUACAUCAUUUAUCGCAACCAGCUCUUGAAUGUUUAUGUGCCAAAGUAUGACUCUGGAGGAGAAUUUUGGCCUAAAGUUUACAACUGCACGAUUUUUUCCUUGGUGCUGAUGCAUAUUAUAGCCAUUGGAAUAUUUGGUCUGAAGAAGCUUCCCCUCGCAUCUGGCUUCACUGUGCCUCUCCCAAUUCUGACACUUCUAUUUAAUGAUUACUGCCAGAAACGAUUCUUUCCUUUGUUGAAGGAUUUUCCUGCUCAGUGUUUGAUAAAGAAAGAUAGACAAGACCAAGAUGAUCCUCACUUGUCUGAAUUCUAUGAUAAGUUAACCAGGGCGUAUGAUGAUCCAGCUUUGAUGCCAAAGAAAUAUACAGAAAGGAAUGAUAGCCCUACUUCUCCUCUACUGCAUAAUUCUGAUGUUUGAAUUCAUAAUUAUCCCCCAGUGGUGGUGGCUGCAUCUUUAGUAUUAACAAUUUACAGAAUUUGUCAGAUGGGUUGUUUGUUACAGGCAAUGUGUCCUCAUCAGUUUUAAAACUUAUUUUCAGUUCUUGUUGUAACUGGUUUUCUUGUGCAUGAAAUGAGAACUUUGGUCAGUUGUCUCCUGUAACUUGUUUGUAACUGCAUAUUAUUGCCUUGGUAUGUCUGUCCGUAGUCUUUCUUAUAUUACUUUAACAUAAGAGCUA
Messenger RNA from Neltuma alba, 3520 nucleotides. RefSeq names its product CSC1-like protein HYP1. Gene Ontology annotation, cellular component: plasma membrane. The record is from RefSeq and is a predicted model, not a curated record. The transcript is spliced from 10 exons. Gene Ontology annotation, molecular function: calcium-activated cation channel activity. The coding region runs from base 1120 to 3261 and encodes 713 amino acids. NCBI's taxonomy places the organism in Eukaryota, Viridiplantae, Streptophyta, Magnoliopsida, Fabales, Fabaceae.